AUGGCAUAUUUUAUUUAUCUGACUGUGUAUCUUCACGUGCUCCCAUUUUGGUUCCGGUGUCCUCUCUUCCAAGAAUAUCUGAUGACUAGUGGGUCAGUCUCAGUUUCUAAGAAAAGUGUGUCCUAUGUGCUGAGCAAGGAGGGAGGUGGAAACAUUUCAGUCAUUGUUCUUGGGGGUGCAGAAGAAUCACUGGAUGCCCAUCCUGGAAAAUUCACUCUGUUCAUCCACCAGCGGAAAGGAUUUGUUAAAGUGGCUUUGACCCAUGGUCCCUCCUUGGUCCCGGUGUUUUCUUUUGGAGAAAACGAACUAUUUAAGCAAGUUAACAACCCUGAAGGCUCAUGGCUUCGAACUGUGCAGGAGAAGCUACAGAAGAUCAUGGGGUUUGCUUUGCCUCUGUUCCAUGCCAGAGGGAUUUUUCAAUACAAUUUUGGCCUGAUGCCCUAUAGGAAACCUAUCCACACUGUGGUUGGCCGCCCAAUCCCUGUUCAUCGGACUCCGCACCCAAGCCCGGAACAGAUUGAGGAAUUGCAUCAGACUUAUAUGGAGGAGCUAAGGAAAUUAUUUGAAGCACACAAAAGGAAGUACGGUAUUCCUGAGCAUGAAACUCUCAUUUUUAAAUAACCG
Messenger RNA from Nyctereutes procyonoides (raccoon dog), 624 nucleotides. Its product is annotated as 2-acylglycerol O-acyltransferase 1-like. Gene Ontology annotation, molecular function: diacylglycerol O-acyltransferase activity. Bases 1 to 621 code for a protein of 206 amino acids. NCBI's taxonomy places the organism in Eukaryota, Metazoa, Chordata, Mammalia, Carnivora, Canidae. The transcript has 2 exons. The record is from RefSeq and is a predicted model, not a curated record. Gene Ontology annotation, cellular component: endoplasmic reticulum membrane. Gene Ontology annotation, biological process: diacylglycerol biosynthetic process; triglyceride biosynthetic process.